This is a messenger RNA of Somion occarium, 2405 nucleotides long. Lineage: Eukaryota; Fungi; Basidiomycota; Agaricomycetes; Polyporales; Cerrenaceae. The record is from the annotation of a GenBank genome assembly.
AGUGGCUUCAAGGCUCUUUGUUCUCCUUCGUCCGUGUACUGAAGACCGUUUACUGCCUAUUCUCUGCUACAAACCUCAAUCUACUAUGUCACGAAUACUUCUAACAGAGGGCGGGGUUCCUUAUGAUGACCAGACCUGGUUGCAAGCCCUGCAAUCGGCGCCAAUGAGAGUAGUGCCCGCCAUCCUCGAUCAGUUCCAUCAGUUUGACACUCUGCCCGAUGUUCAUCAGAGGUUCAUGUUUGCGGAUGACCUGAACAUAUUUCUUCAGACUUCUGCUACUACAAGCCAACGCGCUGAAUGCAUCGAUAACGACCUUCCUAACGUCCUAUUCAAAAUCCUUUUAGACCCCACUUCGUACAUCAGCUACGGGAAUGUACUUCCAGCGGAGCAAUAUAUCGGUUCAAUUGUAUCUGCCUUGACGGUGUUUGCGGACGAUCUGUCCAGCUUUUACAGGAGCAUGUUCAUACCCUGCAUACGUGAUGUUAUGAACAAACUUCCGGAAUUGUGGUCCGCUCUUUGGAGUAGAAGAGACUUUUUCUGGGAUCCAGAACGGCGAUUCCUGGUUUUUAUGGAUGAACGACGAGAUGCAAUACCACUUGAUCAUCUAGUUAUGGGCAUGAUCAGCAAAUAUUCGCCACUGGAGAGAUGGUUUAGAGGUCAAACCCGGAAGAAUGAACAUGACGCUUAUCUUGCGCUAUAUGGCUGGCUCAACGGCAAGAAUGCUUCGGUUGCCAAAGAAGUCCUGAACGAAGCCAUCCGACUCAUCGACCAAGGCCCCAGCGGUGAAACGUUAUUUCAAGAAGUCGUUUUGGAUACAAAUUGCUUCUCUCCUUUUCGCGAAGCUUUGAAGACUGCACUUAAGGAUGAAACAGUCGUAGACAUGCCUUUGUUUGAAGUUUUCGGCAUGUUUGGUCUUGGGGCUAUGCAUUAUGCACCUCUAACGCGGGAGCGGCCUGAGCCAGAUAACGAAGAUAGUUUUCUAGAGGUUAUAUCACACGCAUGCCAACGCCAACUCUGUUGUGGGAACCCAGAUUUCGAACGGGACAUCUUGAUGUGCGCGUUCAUGUAUGUUGGAAUGAUGCUUGAGGCUCCCGAGCAUCGGAACGUUAUAGUGGCGUCCUCCAAAUUCGUUGAUCUCGAACUGCUCAGUAUGGUCGCGCAUGUGUAUCCUCGCGCGUUGGUCAACAAUGACACUUCACAUAUGCAUAUGGUUGGUUCGAUCAUGUCAACAUAUAGCGGCAUAGGAGGAAGCCUUAUGCGGCGCGCUCCUAAUGUCACUUAUACCCGGGUUCUCCUAGGCGCUGUGCGCAGGGUUUGGCUCCCCACUCUUCGCAAGCUGCGGGCACUACGAAUAUCACCUAGCUCACCUGAACAUCAAUGGAUCCGAGAAUGGUUGAUUUUCGGCGAGCAACUUGGGUUCAAGGAAUCUACCGAACCUCCACUGUAUGAUUCAUAUAUGGCAAGAUUGGUUCCUGCGUACCCUUAUCAUAAGCAUUGUCACCGGAAAGAUUGUCUCUGCCAUAGGGCGAAACCAGGACAUUCACUUCGUGUAUGCAAAGGAUGCUGGCGUGUUCUAUACUGCAGUCGACGCUGCCAACAACGGUCCGUCCGUUUUAUUACGUUUAUCAUCCGUCCAUUGAUGCAGUUUGGCUUUUCAGCGACUGGCAAAAUCACAAACUUAGGUGCCGCCGCAUACAGGAAGGCUCUCAAAACUAAAAGCAUUAAUUCACAUCGACAUGCAAACGGCCAUUCAGGAACACGGCUUUAUCUAAUCGCAACUUUCGUCAGACUUGGGAUAUGCACGGCCAGCUCUCUCGGAUAUCUGGACGCUGCUCAUCUUGGGGGAAUCACUUGUGUGGCUGUCAUCCUAGGUGUCGACACCUCUGAAGGUCUCUCUUUGGCUGGCUAUGCUAUCGGACGGUGUUAUGAUCUUGUGUAUGUCACCUAGCUCGCUUUCGUUCCACCAAUGUGGAUCUUCGGUAUUGAUAUAAACCUGUAUAUCUGGCUCUAUCUGGUUUUUCUGCCUGUCUGCCUAGACUGAAUUGAGAACUGCCAUCGUUAGAAUGCUCUGUCCCGAAACUUCCCUUCAAAAGCGGCUCUUGGCUUGUGCAUUAAAUAUAACCCACAAGAUGAAUACAUCGACCUUCGUGUCUAUCGGAACUGCGAAACUACCUUCAGCCUUCAUCAUCGUGCGCUUCAUGCCGGUGGCGUUAACUUGGAGCAUCAAGAGUUCACUGGUUUCGUAAACAAACUUACUUCAAUGCCAUAGUGCUUCAGGCCAUCCCACGGAGAUUCGUACUGUGUAUCCUUGUGUAUUCUUCAGGAGAUUACUGUGUAGCCUCUAGCUCUUCUUUUGUCUCUUAAAAGCUGGCGGCGCGUACGCGACGUUGUCACCAUUGUGACAC